CACACUCUCUAGCCAAACCCUAAUUGUGUGUGCGUGUGUCUGCAUUUUUUUUCCCUGACAUGAGGAAGGAAACGGAGUGAGUAUUUGUUCUCUGUCCUUGAGAAUAGUGGUCCGGACCCCUUUUGAGUCGAUUUGCUUGACUGAAAAAAGUGGCAGUGGCAGAAUUUAGCUGUGAAAAAUCACUGGAGUUAGUUUUUAGGUUACCAUGUGGCGGUUUUGGAUGCCCUUCAUCUUGGCCUGGGUAUCCAUGGCAACUCCAACGCUCUGCCAAAGCGGGGAUGGUGAUUGGGGUUCGGGCCUUGACAUUUAUUCUGCCAUAAUGGCCACCAAUGACACAUCGCAGGCAGUUGGUGAUGAGCCUGCGAGAAUGAAAAACAACCACAAGAGGAUCACGUCAACAGGGAUUCCACCAUCACCCUCACCCUCACCCACUCUGCACUAUGAGCCCCAACCGGACAAGUGCUCAGUCCACUUCAGUACCAACGCCGCUUGGGCUAGAAGGCUGAAGGCCCAGGAAGAGGAGCUGGCUUAUCUGCAGGCCAUCCAGCACGGAAACAAAGCAGUAAUGGAGAACCUUGCGCAGUUUGUGGGGGCAGAGCUUGGAGAUCACAGUUAUGAGGAUGUGAUCAAGGAAAACAUCAUUGGCAUCCAGGAGGACCACAAAAGCUGCCAUGAGGUGGUGGAGAAAGCUGAAGAAGAUCUAGAAAAGCAGCUGGAGGGAGACGCGUUGGAUGCCCUCACUGGGAUGCAGAAGAUCAGAGAAGAGUCCUUGGCUUUUGAAGACAUGCUUCAUGCUGCAGCAGACAUCGCCAACAGGCUAGAGAGCUCAUCUCAGGCGCUGCAGGCCUCAUUCACCAAGCAGCUGAAAGACAUUAUCAAAAUCCAUCACUAAGGAAGGGUUGAAAAGCUUUUAAAAACUGUUUACACAUCAUCCUCUAACUCUUGGAUGAUCAUUGAUAUUCUGUGUGAGAUCCAGAAAGGGGGAAAUCAACCUUCCAAGAACUCUAUCCAGUUCUGUUUUUUAUCUUAUAUGUGUCUUGCAGCACUGAGAUAAAACAAUGUGUCAGGGUCAGCCUUUACGUCAACUGUAGGAAUCUACAAAGAUGAAGGCUGCUAAUUUCACAUCAUGUGAAUGAUGAAAGAAAACUGCGAAAACAUAAUUCCCUUUCACAGAAGUUAUAACCUCAUAACCCAUAAAAUAUUAUUUUCCAUGCAGGCAUUAUUCGAGGAAUCUGAUGAGGUCAAACAUGGCAACAGUAUGUGGUGCAGGUCUGAGCCAAGUUGAGUGUUUAUGGAUCAAACUAGAUUGGCCUUGAGAGACCAAACAUAAUGACUCUGUUAGUCUUCUCCAGAGGAAGCUAUGGAUCGGCCAUCUGGUUCCAGGGUGAGGAUGGAGGCCAGGAUACACUUAGGAUGACUGGUAUGUUUCAGUGGAGAGUUUGUUUUUGCAGCAUAAAUAACACAAAGGCUGCAACAGGGACAGCUUUGUUAUACAGGGAUAUCUGUAGUCUGGAAAAAACUAUGCAAUAACCUGUGGAAGGGGGGACAAGAUAUUGUAUAAAUGAUGAGACAAUUCCUGUCAGUAGGAGGCAAUAUGCAGGGGAACACCAUAAAACAACUUGUUUAACUCUUUAAACAGAGAAACUCAGAAUAUGCACAUUGUUAAAAGAUUAUGUAUGUUUGUUGUGUGUUUGUUUUGAGUCCAGUUCCUCUGUUCUCUCUCUUUAACCAUGCCAUGACUCGAGAGGGAAUGUUUUUAUAUCUGCAAUCAUAAAAUGUGUAAUAAUAUGAAUUUGUACAACAUAUGAUCUGAAAUAUGUACGAUCCAGUAAACAGCAAACAAAAGACAAA
This is a messenger RNA of Lates calcarifer (barramundi perch), 1851 nucleotides long. RefSeq lists its product as uncharacterized. The transcript has 3 exons. Bases 206 to 892 code for a protein of 228 amino acids. The record is from RefSeq and is a predicted model, not a curated record. NCBI's taxonomy places the organism in Eukaryota, Metazoa, Chordata, Actinopteri, Centropomidae.